AUGGCUCAUCACUCCGUCCCCAGAACGACUGAGGUCGUUCCUGGGGCUCUCGUGAAUAUUGUCCUCAAAGCCGACCAGCGCACAGGCCGCCAAGUGCGGGGGACUGUCCGUGAUGUUCUGACGAGGGGUGAUCAUUACCGAGGCAUCAAGGUGCGCCUGGCAGAUGGACGGAUCGGACGUGUUCAGAGUCUAGCUUCGGGUACUGUCGAACCGUCUCCGCCUUUAAACGAGCAUAACACAUCCCCAGAAAAUGGCCCAACGCAGCUACUGCUGGAUAUGCAGGCACCUACUGCAGGUGGGAUGCCAUCAUCACGAGACCGCGGGCAGCAGCCUCGUUAUCGGGACGUCCGGCUCGAUGAGCCGCUUGAUACGGCGCCGGAGCAGAUCGAUCUUGCUGCAUAUAUCGUGCCCUCUAAACGCAAAGGCAAGGGCAAGGGCAAGAAGGGCCCUAGGGUUGAACCGACAGACACGUCAACAAGCAGUGACGCUCCCGCUCAGGAUACCGACCCAGAUGCAGCCGCCACGGACGUCACGACAGCAACAGCCAAGUGCCCUGUCUGUGGUGCUUUCGAAGGAGACGAAGCUGCUGUAGCUCAUCACGUCGCAGAGCACUUCGAAUAA
Messenger RNA from Anthostomella pinea, 621 nucleotides. NCBI's taxonomy places the organism in Eukaryota, Fungi, Ascomycota, Sordariomycetes, Xylariales, Xylariaceae. The record is from the annotation of a GenBank genome assembly.